ACGGGCAGCGACUCUUCCGGCGAUAUCCGUUACCCUAGACGGCAACGGAAGGAGGUUAACUACAUGGAAUGUGAAGAGGGACCGGACGAAGACUACCUGUUUUGUGACGACUGCAAGAUGGACUACCCGGGAGACUGUCCCGUCCAUGGACCCCUAACGCCAGUGAAGGACACUCCGGUUCCUCUGGGUGACCCCCAGCGCGCAAAUAAGACCGUGCCCGAUGGGUUGUCUGUGCGCCGUUCAACCAUCAAAGGCGCUCAGUACGGCGUGUUCACCUUGAAGCGGCUGCCGAAGAGGCUGUGCUUUGGGCCGUACGAGGGAGUCAAGGUGGACAGCAGCGCAGCAAACGGCUACACUUGGCAGAUCCGUCAGAACGGCCGAGUGUUCCUGGUGGACGGUCGCCCCCUGGACCGUUCCAACUGGAUGCGCUACGUUAACUGUGCUCCAGAGCAAAGUCAGCAGAACCUGGCGGCGUUCGUGCGCCAGGGAGCCGUAUACUACAGAACGUGCAAAGUGGUGAACGCCGCAGAGGAGCUGUUCGUGUGGUACGGUGACGAUUUCGCCAAGCAGCUGGGUCUCAUCGGCAAGGCAGGGGCACAAGACCAAGCGGCCGAGGUGGACGUCGCUGCUGCAUCUGAGGUCUUCUCCUGUGAGGAAUGCGGCGAUCAGUUCACCGUGAAGGAGUUGCUGGACAACCACCGGCGACGCAAGCACAUGCAAAGGCCCCAAGGAAAGCACCAAUGCGCCCACUGCCCCUACUCCAGCAACAACAGGAACCAUGUCGCCAGCCACGAGAGGACACACACAGGCGAGCGGCCGUUUGUGUGCCACGUCUGCGACAGAGGAUUCAACCGGCAAGAACACCUCAACAGCCACCUGCUUGUGCACACGAAGGAGAAGCCGUACGAGUGCCCAGACUGCGGCCAGCGAUUCACACAGGCGUCAAGCAUGGCGCAUCACCGGAGGGCGCAGCACUCGGGCGACCGCGCUCGACGGCACGCGUGCCCCGAGUGCGGUAAAUGGUUCACGCGGAGGUAUCAUCUCACAACACACCUGCUGACCCACACGGGGGAGAAGCCGCACGCCUGCUCGGAGUGCGGGGAGAGAUUCACUCGGCGCAGCGCUGCCAGGAAGCACGAACAGGUCGUCCACCGCCGCCAGUACCCGCUUCACUGCCCGCACUGCGGCAAGGGGCUUCCGAACAUAACAAAACUGAGAAGCCACGUGCGCGUCCGACACAACGACGAAUACGACGACGACCAGUAGUAGGAC
Molecule: messenger RNA, 1272 nt
Organism: Dermacentor silvarum
Lineage: Eukaryota; Metazoa; Arthropoda; Arachnida; Ixodida; Ixodidae
Product: histone-lysine N-methyltransferase PRDM9-like
Exons: 6
Coding region: 64-1266 (400 amino acids)
Cellular component (GO): nucleus
Molecular function (GO): protein binding
Source: RefSeq, a predicted model, not a curated record